Enterobius vermicularis (human pinworm) is the source of this 1041-nucleotide messenger RNA. NCBI's taxonomy places the organism in Eukaryota, Metazoa, Nematoda, Chromadorea, Rhabditida, Oxyuridae. The record is from the annotation of a GenBank genome assembly.
AUGAAGUGGGUGCCUUUAAUAAUAUGGAGGCGCAACCUAAUGAAAGAACAGCUGGCAAGGGCUGUUUUUAAAGAAAAACUGUUUGCUACCCCUUAUUAUGCAAGAAUUCCGCUUGAGGACCGUGAGACGGAAACAGUAGAAGGUUGGAGUAUUAUGAAGCCUCGUAGGUUCUUUAAUUCUUACUUAAAGCUGUCUAAAUCAAAUCUUACUGCUUUAAUAAGCCUGACGGCUGCGGGUGGGUACUUAAUGUCUCCUUCAAUGGUUUCUUGGUCGAUAAUACCUUGUGUUGCUGGCACUGCUCUCCUUUCAUCUUCUGCAAAUUCAAUCAAUCAGUUUUUGGAAUCUCCAUACGAUGCGCAAAUGAAACGGACCGCAUCAAGACUUCUAGUGACUCACAGGUUUACCCCUCUUCGUGCUUGCACCUUUGCAUUGUUAUCUGGAAUUCUCGGUACAUUAAUUCUGUGGACUGGCUGCAAUGCUAGUACAACGUUCCUUGGCUUGUUAAAUCUUUUCUUAUAUGUCGGAGUUUACACUCCUUUGAAACGGCACCACAUUUUUUGCACAUGGGCUGGAGCUGUGGUUGGGGCUAUACCGCCGCUUAUGGGUUAUGCUGCUGCUGGUAACCUGGCUUUGCCAGGUUUUGUGAUUGGUGCCUUAGUGUAUUUCUGGCAGUUUCCACAUUUUAAUGGUUUAAGUUGGGCUUUACGGGGCGAAUAUACACGUGCGGGUUAUAGAGUGAUGUGUGUUCUCGACGAAAGGCUUUGUAAAGCUUCAUCAUUAAGGAACACGAUUGCUUUGAUUCCCCUGUGUUCUCUUGCAGCCCCUUUAAGUGGGCUAACGUCGUGGACGUUUGCGCUAGAUUCUCUACCUCUGAAUUUAUAUUUUGCAUAUCUUGCAUUACGAUUUUAUAGGAAUGCCGAUUCGAAAUCGUCGCACUCCCUGUUUAUGUACAGUCUUUUGUAUUUGCCCUUAGUAUUCGUGGUAAUGUUUAUGAGUAGGCUGGAAGUCAACAAACUUUCCGAUCCAUUCAUUAGGCCUUAG